UACCUAGUGAGACCGUGAAAAAGGUUUUCUCUUUCUCCGUCAUUUUGUCACUCAUUCUAAUUGAACUCUUUGAAGCAGAGCGACUACUCCGUGGAGGGAGAAAUUAUCAAUGAUGGAGGUUGAAUUGGAGCCAAGAGUGAAACCCCUGAGCUAUAAGGUGAAGGCGACCUCCAGAGAGUCGCCGUCGCAGAAAGCUUCUCAUGUCCUCGACACAGACCUCCGCUCCCACUGGUCCACCGGCACCAACACCAAAGAAUGGAUUCUACUGGAACUCGACGAACCUUGCUUGCUGUCCCACAUAAGAAUAUACAACAAGUCAGUACUUGAAUGGGAAAUUGCAGUUGGCUUGCGAUAUAAGCCAGAUACUUUUGUGAAAGCUCGCCCACGAUGUGAAGCACCUCGUCGAGACAUGGUAUACCCUAUGAAUUACACUCCAUGCCGCUAUGUGCGAAUAUCCUGCUUGCGAGGAAACCCUAUAGCUAUCUUUUUUAUCCAGCUCAUUGGGGUUUCAGUUGCCGGCCUGGAACCAGAGUUUCAACCAGUUGUUAAUCACUUACUGCCAAAUAUUGUUGCACACAAACAAGAUGCACAUGACAUGCAUCUUCAGUUUCUUAAAGACAUGACAAACCGUUUGGCUCUGUUCCUUCCCCAACUUGAGACGGAUUUAAAUAGUUUCGCAGAGGGCCCUGAACAGAAUUUACAUUUCCUUGCGAUGCUUGUUGGUCCCUUCUACCCGAUCCUUCAGGUGUUGAAUGAAAGUGAUCUGACAGAGAAGCUGCAAGGUCUUUGGGGAAUGUGUCGGAAUCUGAAGUCAUUAAGCAGACUCAGCCUUCAUCUUUAUUGACGGUUUCCUCUAACUUUGAGCCUAGAAGAUCCCGAAGCACAUCUCCCUUCAUAUCUGCUAGUUCUAUAGUCUUCCGUCCUGAUAUAGUUUUUGUAUUGCUGAGGAAAGCAUACAAGGAAGCUGAGCUGGGAAAUGUUUGCAGAAUGGCUUCUAGGGUUCUGCAUAAACUUGCUGAGCCUGCGGCAGUUAACGAAGCGGCAUUAUCUAGGAGUGAAGUGAAAUCUGCAUUACCUUUAGAUGUCACUUCGAAGUCUGAAUCCUCUAAUCCUGCUACCCUGGUUGAUUACUCAAAUUUGUUUGGAGAAGGGUUUCACAUACCAGAUGAUCGGUGGGACUCCAAUAUUCUUAAUCUCUUGGAUAUAGGCGUGGUAGAGGAAGGGAUUUUCCAUAUCCUGUUUGCUUGUGCGUCACAGCCUUCCUUUUGUCAUAAAUUGUCGGAGAACACAUCUGACUUUUGGUCUGCUUUGCCACUAAUACAAGCAUUACUUCCAGCAUUACGUCCCGCCAUAAACAACCCGGGCGACCAUCUUGAUGAGAGCUUUUCUCAGUGGAAACAACCUUUUGUUCUAUGUGCCCUGUCUGAGAUUGUUGCUAUGUCUUCUUCAGCUUUAUAUCGGCCACUUCUUCAUGCAUGUGCUGGCUAUUUAUCUUCAUUUUCACCAUCACAUGCAAAAGCUGCCUGUGUUCUGAUUGAUCUCUGCUCUACUGUGCUAGCCCCUUGGACGGCUAAGGUCAUUGCAAAGGUUGAUCUCGCCAUGGACCUUCUAGAGGGCCUCUUGGGCACCAUUCAGGGGGCUGCACUUUGUAUCGUACGCGCUCGUGCUGCCCUCAAGUAUAUUGUGCUGGGCUUGUCAGGGCACAUGGAUGAUAUAAUGGGGAAGUACAAGGAUGUCAAGCAUCAAAUCUUAUUUUUGUUGGAGAUGCUAGAGCCUUUUUUGGAUCCUGCUAUCUGUGCAUUGAAGAGCACCAUAGCAUUUGGAGAUGUUUCUGUCACGUUUCCGCAAAAUCAGGAAGAAAACUGUACAAUUGCCCUUAAUGUCCUUCGUACAGCGGUGCUGAAGCCAGCUGUUCUCCCUUAUUUAGAAUCUGAAUGGCGGCAUGGAGCUGUUGCUCCCAGUGUUCUUCUCUCGAUACUGGAACCUCACAUGUGCUUGCCUCCUGAAAUUGACCUUCGUAAGUCUCCAGCUUCUAAAAUCCAUGAGCGUGAAACCGUUUCUGAUGCCUUGCAUUCUUCUGUUCCCUACCAAGGAGGAUGUCCCUCUAAUUUCAAUGACCAAGAUGAGGCUGGUGGGAAAUCAGAUGCUUCUGAUGUUGGAGGAAAGAUAGAUGCAUUAGAAGAUGUUAAUCUUCUUUUUGCACCUGGAGAAUUACAGACCAUAUCGUUGACAAAUGCUUCUGGAAAUCCUCAUGACCCUAUCUUGGAUGCCAGGCAUAAAGAUGCCAGCUUAGAACUCAAACGUGUAAUUGAGGAAAAUUUCACUGGUGUCUUUCCAAAUGGGUUAAUAUUGGAUGCUGGUUCGAAUUGGGAAUACUUUAACUUGCAAGCUGACUACUUUCAACUAGUAAACUGCCAUGACUGCGAACUCAGGGCUUCUGAAUUUCGACAUUUGGCCUUGGAUUUACAUGAACGGAAUGAGAUAGCUGAUGAAGCUCAUGAUGUAGCAAUUGAUGCUUUGCUCUUGGCUGGAGAGUGUCAUGUGAACCCUUUUUUUAUGACGUCUUUCAGAUCCGAUCCAAAAUUGGAUUCAUAUAUGGCUAAAGUUUCUGAAGCUCAAAAGACUGGAAAUUCUUCCAAAGGCAGAGAAGUUGACGUGGAAAGAAUAGCAGUUCUUGAAAAGAAAAGAGAUAUGACUGUUCUGGAACUGGUCCUGGAGGCUGCCCAACUGGACUGGAAGUUUCAGAGAAGAAAAACAUGUGGGGAGCAGUCUCCUCGUUACGAUGAAGGAAUUGGUGUGCAAGUCAUAGAUGUGCCUUCCUUUGAAAUACAAUCAGCUGAUGCAAUUACCUUGGUUCGACAAAAUCAAGCUUUACUGUGCAGUUUUCUUAUUCAGAGGUUGAAGAAAGAUCAACAAUCUACUAGUGAAAUUCUUAUGCACUCUCUUGUGUUCCUGUUGCACUCUGCUACUGAACUAUACUGUGAUCCUGGAGAUGUCAUCGAUAUAAUAUUAAAACGUGCAGAAUAUCUCAGUGGGAUGCUUGCAUCAUUUUACUAUCGCCUAAAAGAAGAUAAUUUUCAAUUAGAUCCGGAACAGAUCCAUGGGUUACGACGACACUGGAUACUGCUUAAAAGAUUAGUUAUUGCUUCAAGUGGUGAUGAAGGGUCAGACUUUGCUUUCAAUCUCAACAGCAAGUUUCAGUGUGGAUAUCUCAUUCCACCAUCAGCCUGGAUUGAGAGAAUAUCAGCAUUUUCUUGCAAUGUAUGCCCUCUUGUUCGAUUUCUUGGUUGGAUGGCAGUAUCUCGUAAUGCCAAAUGGUACACCAAGCACCGCCUUUUCCUUGCAACAGAUCUGCCUCAGCUAACAGAUUUAUUAUAUAUAUUCUCGGAUGAGCUUGCAAUAGUUGAUUGCGUUGCGAACCAGGGAGAUAAAGGUACACGAACUAAUCAGCAUGGGGCCUUUGUUCAUACUGUUAAUAAUGGCGGUUUCGCACUAGAUGGCGAUCAACAUACAGAUCGAUCUUUUUAUUUAAUCUACCCCGACCUUUGCAAGUUCUUCCCAAAUCUGAGGAAGCAAUUCAAAGGUUUCGCGGAGGACAUUUUGGAAGCUGUUGGAUUGCAGUUAAGAUCACUUUCUUCAAGUGUCGUGCCUGACAUUUUGUGCUGGUUUUCAGAUCUGUGUACAUGGCCAUUUUUUUCACAGAAACAAAAUAGUUAUUAUCAGCACAAUCAGCUAUAUGUGAAAGGUUAUGUAGCAAAGAAUGCCAAAGCAAUCAUCCUUUACAUACUUGAAUCCAUUGUGAAGGAGCACAUGGAAGCCAUGGUGCCAGAGGUGCCAAAAGCUGUUCAAGUGCUGGUGUCUAUUUGUCGGUCUUCAUAUUAUGAUGUAUCAUUUCUUGAUUCUGUGUUGCAACUGCUGAAGCCGAUCAUAUCAUAUUCACUACGUAAGGCAUCUGAGCAAGAGAGGGCGUUCAUUGAUGAUUCUUGUAUUAAUUUUGAGCUGCUGUGCUUUGGGGAUCUCCUUGCCGAUCUGAGGAGGAACGGAACUGAAGAUGUUUCUACUGGAAAAGGGAGGUCUAGAGCAUUGAAUAUUUUUGCCUUGGCUUCUGUCUUUGGUGAUUUAUCCGUCGAGUGCCGAAGAAACAUUUUGCAGUCGUUGGUUUUCUGGGUCUGCUUUACUAGCUUUGAGUCUACCACUUCUUUCCAUGAUUACUUGUGUGCAUUACAAGCUUUUCUUGUGAGCUGCAAAAAUCUAUUAGUUCAGACUUUAAGAUUCCUAGGUUUCGUGCCUGUUCAGUUGCAGCAUUGCCCCAAAGUCAUGGAGGAAUUGAGUUCAAGCAAUCACACAGGGAGGCAUACUCAGUUUCUUAAUGAUGUUUGCUUUAUCUGUCGUCCAGUAAAGGGUUCAGAGGUGGAAACUAAUAAUUUGAAUGAGAUGGUGUUAAAGGAAGAGCAGCAUCAUUUAUCUCCAGAGGAUAUUGAAGGCUUUUGCAGUGACUUGGAGAAUCUGAUCGUGAAGCUGCAUCCAAACAUUGAGCCAUGUUGGAAUCUCCAUCAACGUCUAGCAAAACAGCUGACUGUUGUUUCAUCUGAAUGUUUUGUGUACUUGCACUGCUUGUCUUCAGUUGUGCCACAACUGAAAGGUGCUAACGGUGGUAUUGAAAUUCAUUUACCAGUCAACUCUGUGGAUGACUUUCCAGAACAUUGGACGACCAGUUUGGAAAAAUUUGCUGCAAGUAUUUUGGAGCUUCAAGAAAAUCACUGCUGGGAAGUCGCAUCACUGAUGCUUGAUUGUCUACUUGAAGUGCCAUAUUGUCUCCAGCUGGAUAAUAUUGUCAGUACUAUCUGCUCUGCAAUACUCAAGUUUUCAAGUGGGGCACCAAAACUUACUUGGCGCAUGCAGUCUGAUAAGUGGUUGUCAAUGCUAUUUGCAAGAAAUGUGCUCUCUAUUCAAGAAAAAGAUGAGUCUCUUGCUGAACUUUUUGUUUCAUUGCUGGGUAAUCCUGAGCCCGAGCAAAGGUUUGUGGCUCUUCGACAUUUGGGUAGAUUGCUUGGCCUGGAUUUAUCUGGAGAAGCUGUUUUUGAGGAUGCUACACUUAAGGCCAGCUUAGGGUCAGCUCUGGCAGUUUCUGAGUCGUUUCUGUCAUUUCUAGUCUCAAGGACAUGGGAUCGGGUAGUAUUGUUGGCAUCGACUGACAAAUUAUUACCGUUGAGAACAUGUUCUAUGGCACUUCUUUUAGGAUAUGUACCACAUGCUGACAAGGAGCAGUUACAGUCUUUUCUAGUUGGAUCUGAUAGCAUUCUGCAUGUAAUAGGAAAAUCUGCCUUCCCUACACGCGAAGGCCAAUUACUGCGGCUCUCAUUAGCACUUCUUGCAAGUGUUUGCCUCCACUCCCCUGCUGAAGAUGUUUCUUUGAUACCAGAAAAUGUUUGGAGAAAUGUUGAAACUGUCGAAUCGUCUAGAACCGGUGAACUGGAGAAAAAUGUUUGCAGAGCAUUAUGUAGGGUGAGAGAGGACGGGGAUGAAGCAAAAGAGGUGCUGAGAAGGAUGCUCUCUGAAAAUUCUUCACAACAACUUGCAUCAGAUUUUGGAGGCAUACGUGAAUCAAUCCUCCAGGUUUUCGCCAAUCUGUCUUCUGUUCAGUCUUAUUUUGAUGUGUUCUCUGAUAGAAUUGACCAGGAGAAGAUGGAACUGGAGGAGGCUGAAGUCGAACUAGACAUUAUUGAAAAAGGAUUGGCAGCGGGAGAAUCUUUAGAUGGUCGGAAAGAAGAGAGGAAUACUCCUUUAAUUGUUGCCUCUGCAGAAGGCAAAAGCCGUCUGCAGCAAAUCAAGAAUCAUAUCCGUUCAUUCGAUAGGUCCAAGCUCCAAGAAGAUGUAAUAGCACAUAGGCAAAGGAAACUAAUUAUGAGACAAGCCCGGCAAAAAUAUAAAGAAGCAGCAGCUCUGCGGGAAGAGGAACUUCUUCGGGAGCUUGAUAGUCAGAGAACUAGUGAAACAGAAAAGGAGAUUGAGAGACAGAGGUUGCUUGAGGUUGAGCGUGCAAAAACUAGGGAGCUCCGCCAUAAUCUUGAAAUUGAGAAGGAGCGGCAAGCACAGAGAGAACUUCAGCGAGAGUUAGAGCAGGCUGAGUCUGGUUUGCGAUCGUCACGGCGCGACUUCCCUUCAGCGGCACAUACCAGCCGGUCUCGGGAUAGAUAUCGAGAUAGGGAAAAUGGAAGGCAAGGCAACGACGGGGGCAGCAGAACCAGCACAGCUGAAAAUGCCAGUACUAGUUCUUCAAUGGGCGUUCCUCCAGCCAUGGUCUUCUCUGGCGGACCUCGUUCAUUUUCAGGGCAGCCACCGACGAUCCUUCAGUCCAGGGACCGUCAAGAUGACUGCGGGAGCGGUUAUGAAGAGAACUUUGAAGGCAGCAGGGACUCAGGUGACACUAACAGUGUUGGGGAUCCCGAACUGAUGUCUGCAUUUGAUGGCCAGUCGGGUGGUGGCUUUGGGUCGGGCCAACGGCAAGGGUCUCGAGGGAGCAAGUCGAAACAAUCAAUGGAGCGAAGAGAAAGGGAGGGAAGGCGCGAGGGCAAGUGGGAGAGAAAACAUUAGAAUGUGUAACAGGUGCUGUAAGCUGUUUAUGGUUAACAAAGGCAACUGUUUUUGUGGCGUCUAUUCCCUUUCUGGGCCGACAAAUAGCUCUGUUGUAUUGUUCUCUAGUGUUUUUUUCGUUCUUCUCUGUUACUGAGAACAGACCCAACUGAAUUGGUGAGAUCGAAUUGUUCACUACUGAAUUGUAAUGCAUGCACAGCUGAUAUGCUGGAACACGUUACAUGAACGUAUUUACGCGCUUAUUACA
Messenger RNA from Linum tenue, 6841 nucleotides. The record is from the annotation of a GenBank genome assembly. NCBI's taxonomy places the organism in Eukaryota, Viridiplantae, Streptophyta, Magnoliopsida, Malpighiales, Linaceae.